Molecule: messenger RNA, 6194 nt
Organism: Stegodyphus dumicola
Lineage: Eukaryota; Metazoa; Arthropoda; Arachnida; Araneae; Eresidae
Product: endoplasmic reticulum-Golgi intermediate compartment protein 3-like
Biological process (GO): endoplasmic reticulum to Golgi vesicle-mediated transport; retrograde vesicle-mediated transport, Golgi to endoplasmic reticulum
Cellular component (GO): COPII-coated ER to Golgi transport vesicle; endoplasmic reticulum membrane; endoplasmic reticulum
Source: RefSeq, a predicted model, not a curated record
CAGUUGAUGCAAUGGAUGUAUCAGGAGAGCAGCAAAUCAAUGUAGAUCAUAAUAUAUAUAAACGUAGAUUAGAUGAAGCUGGAAGACCCUUAGAAAAACCAGAAAAAGAGAAAGUUGGAGAAGCAAAAAUCUUAAAUAUAACUGUUCCACCAACUUUAGAUCCAAACCGAUGUGAGAGUUGCUAUGGUGCUGAUAUUCCACCAAAAAAUUGUUGCAAUACAUGUGAAGAGGUUCAGAAUGCAUACCGUAUGAAAGGGUGGGCAGCUCCUGAUGCUGAUACCAUUGAACAAUGCAGGAGAGAAGGUUGGACCAAAACACUUCAGUCAGUUGAUAAAGAAGGAUGUCAGAUUUUUGGUUAUCUUGAUGUUAAUAGGGUUGCAGGAAAUUUUCAUAUUGCUCCUGGAAGAACAUAUACCCAGCACCAUGUCCAUGUGCACAAUCUACAGCCUUUUGCUGCAAAUCAGCUGAACUUAACGCACAAAAUACGACAUUUAUCAUUUGGGAAAACUAUUCCUGGAAAAACAAAUCCUUUGGAUGGAACUCAACAGGUGGCCGAUCAAGGUGGUAUGAUGUUCCAAUAUUAUGUAAAAAUAGUGCCUACAAUGUAUGCUCGUGCUGAUGGACAGACAUUACAUACAAACCAGUUUGCUGUGACUCGCCAUCAGAAACAAGCCACUCUGUUUGGAGAGCAAGGACUUCCAGGAUUAUUUGUGAUUUAUGAAUUAGCACCUCUUAUGGUCAAAUAUGGUGAAAAACAAAAAUCCUUCUUCCAUUUUCUAACCAGUGUUUGCGCAAUAGUCGGUGGUGUGUUCACAGUUGCAGGAAUGAUAGAUACAGCAAUCUACCAUUCUUCCAGAGUGAUUCAGAAAAUAGAACUGGGCAAAAUCAGUUGAUGUAUGUUUUAUUCCUAAUCAAUUUUUUAGGAAUGCUGCAAACUUCCACAAAGAUUUAGAUUUAUUAAGUUAUCUUUGUUAUUUCUCAUUUAAUUAUAAAUUUUAUUUUUAUUUAUGAUAUUUUACAUUUCAGCAUAUGAAAUUAACUUGAAAUUAGAACAGUGUGUAGUUUUUCAAUGUAAUAAUACUUUUUUAAAUUGUGAUUUAAUUUAAUGUAAAAAAUUUACGUUUGUAAAAGCUUGCUGUUAUGUCAAAAUUUCAAUUUAUUUUGAAUACUCUUUCACCUUUUCUAGCUAAAAUAUACAAAGAGUUCAACAUUUUCACAGUUUGCUUUGGUUAUAAAUUAUUUGAUGAAAAUUUAUUUAAAAUAUUGUGCAUUCAAAAAUUGAUUAUGUAUGCAAAUUAUAAAAUACAUAAUCUUAUGAAUUUAAAUUGAUAAUUGAUUUUAAUAAUUGUUUGAACUGUUUUAAAAUCUGGUUUUAAAAGAAUUGGCCACUUACAGAUCUGAAGAUAAAGUGCAGUUUACCAUCAGUUCAUAACUAUUAUAAUUUAUUUUCAAUUUACAACAGCCAUGAAAUUUUUUUGAAAAAUAUUUCCUAAACUAAUCAAAUUUAAAAAAGCAUUAUUCAAACUGUAAAAAAUAAACUUACGUUUAAAAUAUUUAACUUCAUUCUUCCUUAAAUAUCUAUCUUCAUUUUUUAUUUGAUAUGAAAAGAGUAAUAAACAAAUUAUUGCUGUACAAAAAUCUCAUAUCCUAUGUUAACGAUGAAGUAAAUAUAACUUCAUUAAAUUAUUUUCAUAGCAUUGAAUUUGUUUUACACUAAAAAAAAGUCUUCUGUUUUUUAUUACAAUAAAUUUAUAUACUCACAUUUCACAUCUCAAAUCAUUGUGCAGUAUGUUUAGCUGUUGUCAAAAAACUUUGUGUAUGCAUAUCUUGUGAAACUGUUUCCUGUAAAUGUUUACUUGCUGUUGUUGUAGACCUAAAAUGUUAUUUUUAACAAGAAUGCUGUGAUAUAUAUAUAUAUAAAUAUGUACAUAUAAAUGUACUUUUUGUAUUGAUAAUUAUUUUUCUUGUUCAUUUAAGGUGAAUAAUUUAAAUUGAUAUAAUACUGACAGAUGGAAAUUUAAUGAACUUCAUUAAUGUAUCUGCUUUUCCUAUAUUUAAAUUCUGCUUUUCCUAUAUAUAAAUUGACAAAACUACCCUUAUGCUUUGAUUCUUUCUCAUGGUGUAAAAUAAUUUGAUAGACUAACUUACCUUGGUAAAUCGCAAAAUUUUGUACUACUUCCUAUCAUACAAAAAAAAAAAGUUAAAUGUUGUAUAAGAUAACCAUUGUAUAUUUGAAUUUCUCCAAAAAAUAUUUAAUGUUUUCAGGGCUGAGAUAUUUUUUAAAGGAAGUAUUUAAAACAUGUUAAAGACAUUUAUAGUUAUCUAUUGCCUUUCUAUUAUAUUACUUUCAGAUAUUACUGCUAUUAGUAAUGUGAUGAUUAAGUUAAAAUUCUGCAUGUAUUUGCAAAAGGAUUGAAAAGGCCGUUGAGAGAUAAUAGUGGAAAGAAUACUGUGGAAAUAAAAAAAAUACUCCUUGAAAGCUAUUUAAAUAUAAUUAAAUACAUUCUGAUACACAUAUCAUUUAAUGACCAUUAAAUUCCAUUAUUGUCUUAACUUUGCUGACUUUUCUAGUAAAAGUGCAUUUAUUCUUCCUCUACAAAUAUCCCAAAUUAUUCAUCCAGCUUCUUAAAUUUUAUAUACUAAAACAAGUCUUAAACUUAUUUGUGCUAAUUUAGCCUUCAGUUAGGAAAAGGGGUAAGAAAACAAUUCACAUAAAAAGUUAAAUAUGUAUUUCUUAAUGACACAGAUGCUUGAAUUCUUAGAUACCAUAUAAAUAAAAUGUCUGCAUCCAAAACAUAUUAUGGUGAUGAAAGUUUCUUUAUGUUGAAAUAGUAAUAGUAUAGCUUUUCUAAUACAUUUAUAUUUUUCUGCUCAUGCCAUUCAUGCUUAAAAGAAUUUUGAUUUUGAAGUUCCUGUACUUAUUUGUACUUGUCUCAGCACGUUUUUUUGAGGGGGUGAAGUCUUAAUUUUAUUUGAGAAUCAAGAUUUUGUUCCAUUUAGUUUAAGGCAUUAUUUUUAUUUAAGAAUAGAUGCAAGAUAUUUAUGAUUUUAAAAAAUUAAUGUUAAAUUUCAGUGAGGUUUUUAGACUUAAUUUUUUUAAUUAAAAUUAUUUUUUACACAAAUAUGAUAAUAAUAAAUAAGAACCGAACCAGGAAACUUACACAUUGCACAAAUGAUUAAUUUUGUACUUAAAAGAUAUUUUUAAUACAAUAUAAUUAUCUAGAUACAGUAAUGAUGCAAAUGUUUAUAAAUAAUAAGUUGGAUGUAAUACUGUACAUUAUAUAUGAAAAAAUAUUAACCCUUUAAAAUAACAUUAACUGCCUUUAAAUGAUUAAGCUUUACAUAAAAUUUCUAAAAAAAUAUUAAACCAUGUCAAGAUUUUCUUCAGAUGAAUUUUUUAGUUUGAUAUCAAUAAAAUCUUCCUGAUAUUCAAUCCUGCCAACUGCAUGAAGAUGUUUUUCUUAUAUGUAUUUAAUAUCCCUAUUCUGAUCAAAAUAUCCUUUUUACAGAGUUAUUCUUUCAUGUAGUAAAUAACAUUACACAUGAAUAAAGGAAAGUAUAUUUGGAAAGUAAAAAUUUGUUUUCCCUAAUAGUAUAAAAUUGUAUUAAUACUGUGUUAAAAUCAUUUUACUCUUGAGCAGCAUGCUGGUGCAUAUGUACCAACAUUAAUGUGCUUGGAAUAGCUUAUUAUUCUCAUAAAGGUAAUUUGUUACAGAUUUUAAAAUCAUUUAAGUAUUAGAAAAUAUAGGUGUAUAAUUCUUAUAUGCCAUGUACCUAUUCAUAACAUUUUUAAUAAUAUUCGACAAUGACAGAGUUCAAAUAUUUAACUUAAAACAAACCUCAUUUUUUUAUUAUAUUUAAAUGACAGAUGAAUAAUUUACAAUGCAGUGAUAGUCAUCUCUCUCACUUAAAGAGUUUUAUUUAGCAUAACUUAUUAACUUCAAUUAAUUUUUAUUUAACAUACUGAGCUCCUUUUUAAAUGGAUCUAAGGAAUAACUGUGUUGUUGAACAACUGAUUUUAUUAGGUUUCAAGCCAAAUAGGUCACUGUUGAUGAUAUUGCUAAACAUGAAUUCAGCUCCUGAAGCUAUGCAUGCAGUAUCAAGAUUAAUUAACAGUAUGUUAUGAAUAUGAUAAGAGAAAGCACUUCAGAAGUAAAAUGAUUUGCAACCUCAAGGUGUUUGGCCACUAAAGAGCUGAAACAAUUUAAAGGACAAAAAUAAAAGUUUGCAUAUGCAGGAAAAAGGUAGGAGAAAUAACAGCUGGGUAAGAAAAAGUAGAAUCAGUAAAUUUUGCCUUUAAGUAAAGGCAAAAUUAAAGUUAAGAAAUUUAGUUUUUAAUAUUACAUUUUGCUUCAUUUUAAUUUUAUGUAAAUAAUUAUUAAACUAUCAAGUUAAAUGGAUACUGCCUUGUACUUUACUGCAAAUUUGACAAACUUAAUCACUACGUUAAAUUUCAAAGUUUACGUUACUUUAACAAGAAAGUAUCAUUGGAUGACUUCUAAAUAUUUCAUAUGUACUCUUAAUUCUCAUCACAUGAGAAUUAAAGAGUUAAAUAAGAGACCCCUAAUGAAAAAAAAAAAAAAACUAAUAGACCCCUAAUGAAAAAAAAAUCUAAUAAACUAAAUAACAGUUGGACAUAUGCAGCUAUUACUCGGUAAUAUUGUACAUUUCCUACAGUUCAUUAUUUCAAUUUUCAAAUGAAAAUUUUUCAGUGUUUCACUCUUGAAAACUAAUUUUCAUCUGAAAUAAAUAACAUGCACGACAUUUACAUGUCUGUACUUUUUUAUUUACAAAUUUCAACAAAUCAAAAUUUUACACCAAACAAAAGUUUUCAUCUCGCAAAAUGGAUUUUGGGAUAAAUUUCGUGGGUCAUAUAAAAUGGAAAAUAAAUAAAAUUUACAACUAUAUACUCUACACAAAUGCCACUGCAAGUGUUAUAUAAUUUUCAGUUCAUAAUAAUGCAUCAAAAUCUUAAAACAUUCGAAAUUGAUACGUAAUCAUAUUACUUACAAAAAUUAAAGUUCAGUAAUUUUUUAGGGGAAGGACUUUCAUAAACAUCCUUGUCUGCAGCAGCCUAAUUAUAACUAAGUACUCCACAUAUUCAUGAGAUUUUUAACAAGUCACUUAUUUCAUUUGUGAUAGAUUAUUAUUAUUGAUUUUGAUUAUGAUGCAAUGUAAGUGAUAUGUUCUACUAAAAAACACGAGAAGCUUUUUCACAAUUCACUUCAUACAAAUUUUAUAAACACUUGAUUUUAAUGUCAGUAGAUAAGAGAAAUGAAAAAUAAGAUUUGGUAAAUACUUUACAAAUUAGAUUAACCAUUCAAUAGCCAAUAUGCAUAUAUUAAAAUCCUUGACAAGAUGAUUAAACAGUAAUGUAGCAAAACAUAAACCAAUCGGAUACAUUUUUAGCAAAUGUUUUUUUCUGAACAAAAAAAAUAAAAUAAAGGUUACUAGAUGAAGUCUGAUCAUAAGCACCGAUUUAAACACAGUAACAAAACUUACUGCUAUUUCAAAGGAACUAAGCCUAACAGAUAACUUCAGUGGCUAAUAAAAAUUUUCUAUACUCAAAUCUAUUUAAAAAUGCAUAGGUAUUCCAUCAAGAUUUGAAAUGUUGUUGCAUAGUAUGUAUACUAAUUAAUAUUUCUACAUUCACAUGUCACAUUCACCGAUCUACAACAUUUAACACUUUUAUACUAGUUAUUCUUUCCACAACAAAGAAUAUUUCACAAUUAUUUAAAACAUGAAAUGCAAAAAUUUCACAAUUAGUAAACAUUUUAGUGAAUCUACUUCAUUUAAAAUGUUCACCAAAACUAGGAAUUAUUUUCACUUUUUACUCUGGAUACUUUAAAAGACUGCACAAAAAGAAAAGGAAAAAAGAUACAGUCCAGUUUUACACUAUGUACAUACAUGCAUCAACCUUUGAUUCCAAUUUCUAAAUAAGUUUAAUCUUAUAAUUCCCAAAUAUUUAUGCUUAGUCAUGUUUUUAGACAUGCAAAAUAAACCUUUAUCUUACAAAAGAUAAAAUUUCAAGAAAAUUCUCUUACCUCUCAAAUUAUUAUUAUUUUAUGUUUCAAGAAAUAUUAAUGAAAACUUAUAUAUAAGUUAUGCAGAAAUGAGAUGCAGGACAAUUAUAUAUUGUUGAAUAUAAAGUUAGUUUCAAUAUUUCAAAGUAGAAUAUUUUAUUCUGCAUGUUU